AGCAGCUCCUCUCAAACACACACACACACAAGUUGAGGAGAAAGACGAGGAGCAGAGGACGGGAGAAGAAGAAGAAGAAGAGGAGGAGGAGGAGAGUUUACAGUCAGAAUGAGUCGGCAACACAACAGUCCAGCGAUGGAAGGAUAGACAGAUCGAUACAUAGGUUGAUAGAUAGGCAGUCUGUCAGUGGAGGGGAGGGUGGAUGUGAGCUGUGGGUGAAGCAGGCAGGAGAAAAAAAGGAGGAGAAACAUGAGUCGGCAGCAGCAGCAGCAGUCCCAGGGAGUGGUUUUAACGGGUUACCACAGCAACGCGGAACUGUUGCCGAACCCUGGCCGGCGUGCCCCCGCGUGUCCGUCAGCCCUGGGCCCAGAGGCCCCCGCGCCCAGGUGCUGUUAUGAGGCAUCCAUCGUAACAUCACUGGUGAACACGGCACAAAGUCCAUGGCUCCGCAGAACAGGCCACUACACUGUUCAGCAGAACCAGAACGCACAUCAUGGAGACAGACACGGGCCUUUGGCUAACACCGGUAAUCCAAAAACCACCGGCACUGACCCACCAUCAUUACCCAACCCGAGGUCUCAGCCUUCCUCCAGCCCCAAGCCAGGCUCCAGCCCCAGGCACAGUCCCAAUUCCAGGCCCAGGCCGCAGCCCACAUAUCAGCGCUGCAGCUCUCAGGACUCUCUGGACGAGCUAGAGAUGGACGACUAUUGGAAGGAGGUGGAGAAUAUCACUCGCUCGGGAGGAGAAGCGGGCCGGGGAGAAGGUGGAGGAGAAGGGGAAGUGCCAGAGGAGGAGCAGCAGAAAAUUCCUGAGGAGGGCGAACAGGAGGAGGCGUGGCUUACAGAGGCGGGGCUAGCGCGGCUGUUUGAUGAUUCACUUGCGGCUGACCUGGAUCAGGAAGAAGACAAUGCGGUGUUCCUGUCCACACUGACCAGAAGUCAGGCGGCAGCUGUUGAACGGCGCGUAACAACCCUACAGCAGACGCUGUUACGGCGAAGAAACCGGCAACAUGUUCCUGAUGUGAGGGAUAUAUUCAGACCUCCUGAAAAGGAUGAGGAGCCGGGUAAACUCAAAGGAGGAAGUGAGAAUGGAGAAAAAGAUACCACUUCAGCCGAAACCGAGACAGAGCUGAACGUCGAGGUGGCGUUUUCAGAGCAGGCGCUCAACUACAGGGAUAAUCACCAGAGGUUAAAAGUCAACACCGGCCCGAGCUCCCCUGACGACAAACUACCGAACUUCAAGCUGCUCCGAGAUAAAACGGGUCAGACGAGGGUAGGAGAUCUGUCGCCUCUGGACAUGAAAAAGGUGCGCAGACUGGUGCUGGUCGAGUCGACGGCUCUGUUUGACACGGCGGGGAUUGACCUGAAGCCUCAUAAAGCUGUCAAAGUCAAGACUAAAGAAAGCGGUCUGUUCGGUGUUCCCCUCGCCACUUUAUUGGAUCAGGACCACAGACGGGCUCCUGGGACCAAAGUGCCAUUCUUACUGCAGAGGCUCAUUUGUCACAUUGAGGACGAGGGAUUAGACACAGAGGGGCUGCUACGGAUCCCUGGAGCGGCCACCAGAGUCAAGUCUCUGUGCCAGGAGCUCGAGUCCUCUUUCUACGACGGGAUGUUUCCAUGGCAACAGCUGAAGCAGCACGAUGCCGCUAGCCUUUUGAAGCUGUUCAUCAGGGAGUUACCCCAUCCAUUACUGACUGUGGAGUACCUCAACGCAUUCAUCGCUGUCAACAAGCUCCCCACAAAGAAGCAACAGCUGCAGGCUUUGAACCUGCUGGUCCUUUUGUUACCUGACGCCAAUCGGGAUACUUUGAAGGCCUUGGUGGAGUUCUUCCAGCGUGUGAUUGACCAUCAGGCCAAUAACAAAAUGACCCUCAACAAUGUCUCCGUUAUCAUGGCACCCAACAUCUUCAUGUUCAAGGGGUUCCGCUCCAAGGUCACCGAACAGCAGGAGUUUUCGAUGGCGACCAGCACGGCCAACAUCGUCCGGCUGCUGAUUAGAUACCAGAACCUUCUGUGGACGAUCCCGAAGUUCAUCGUGACCCAGGUCAGACAACAAAACAUGGAGAGUCAGCGGAAACAAAAUAAAGAGAGAGCUGUAAGGAAGCUGCUGAAGAAGAUUACCACCGACAGACCGUCUGAUAAAGCUGUCCCAGAGGAGAGUUCGCAGGGAUUUAUUCGAGUCCAAGCACCGCAGUUCAGUAAAGUGUCCAUGGCUGUGCAGCUGACGGAGGAGUUGCAGGCUGCUGAUGUGUUGACACGAUUCCUCAGCCAGGAGAGUUCACUGACAGUAAAGCGAGAAGAGCUGUGUCUCUAUGAGAUCGGCGGAAACAUCAAGGAGAGAUGUCUAGACGGGGAAACGUACAUGAAAGACCUCAUCCAGCUGAACCCUUCAGCAGAAUGGGUCAUUAAAGCUGUGCAGAGAUAAACCCGGCUGCCUGCCGGACUGCUCCAGGCUUCUCCGCCGAGUCCCGCUGAGAAGAGGCGCCACCUGGUUCUCUGUGGUUUCUGCUGGUUUUUGGACCUACACGGACUGUUCAACUUGUAGCGAAGGCAUUUUCUGAACACAGAUGGUUUGCACGGGUUCACACAGUUUAUUCGCCCUGAAAACAGCCAAAACACUGCGAGUGUUCAACAAGCUUCCCAGUGGCAGUUUUGAAAUGUACCAUGUGUGGAAAUAUUUGCAUUUUUUUCCCCCACUUAAUCAAAUAACCAGAUUCUUAGACAAGAAUCAAAUGCUUGACUUUUACAAUAACACAGAUUUUCAGGAUGGAUGGAUGUGGGAACUAAGAGGUGCUGAGGGGGGCUGUGAACAUGAUGUUUUUUACACAAAGAAAGACAGAGCUUAAUGUAUAGACUAUACCGAAUUCACGAGAAGGUCCAUUUCAUGACGAAUCUGGGGAGUUUCUCUCCCACGUCAUCUCCUUGCUGUUGCUGACUGUAGCUGAAGUGGCCUAUAGUAUGGUGGUAUUCUGCGGAUGUGCAAAGCAUUCUCAAAUUAUUGUAAAUUGAUGCUAAACUAUGAGAUAUAAUGUAUCCUGGCAAUUAGAAUUAAUACAAACACACAAGUGUUGGGCACCUCCGCUCAGCACCCUCCAACUGUGACUAACUUCCUGCACGAUCGUCGUGCAGGUUAAAGAAAACCACUUGUUUUUUUAUCAAGCCUUGUCAUCUCUUGAGUAGGAACGGAUUUGUUCUCUGAUGGAAAUAUAUUUCUCCCAGUUUGUCGAAGCACUUGAGCCACAAUAUUGUGAUUCCUAAUAUUAUGUGACACUGUAAUUAUUACAGUUGUAUACUGUGAUUUAUUGCCACUAAUCACUUUGUUGUGUCAGAAGUAAUAUGCUGAAAUAAUAUAGUUUAGGGCAAUUAAAUAUUGAUAUUAUAUUAAAUAAUGAAUCCUAAAAUAACCUAAAAAAAGAUUCAAAGACAAUUUUCUGUGUAACCAGUUUUGAGAAUAUUGGCUUUUAUUUAUUUUUAUUUUUAUCAAAAGCCCAUUAAGUAUCAAACAAGACUGACUGUUUGUACACUGCCUGACCAAAAAAAAGUUACCACAUGCCAUUUCCACAUGCGCACUGAGAAGAGAACAUAAGGGAUUGGGACUGAACAGCCGUGUAGCCUUUAGAAAACCACUUAUCAGUGAGUCUAAUCAGGUGGAAAAGGCCCCAAUUUACUAGUGAGCAUAAAGAUUGGACUCUGGAGCAAAGGAAGAAGGUCAUGUGGUCUGAUGAGUCCAGAUUUAACCUGUACCAGAGUGAUUGGUGCAUCAGGAUAAGAGGAGAGGCAGAUGAAGUGAAGCCUACUUCCUACCUUACAAGCCUGUGGGGGCAGUGCUAUGAUCUGGGGUGGAUUCAGUUGGUCAGGUCACCUCACUACUUAUUAUACUGAAGAACUUGGUUUUUCCAUCAGUGGAUUUUUUUUCUUCCCUGAUGGCACGGGCGUAUUCCAGGAUGACAGUGCCACAGUUCAUUGGUCUCAAAUUGUGAAGGAGUGGUUCAGGGAGCAUGAGACAUAAUUUUUCACACAUGGAUUGGCCGUCACAGAGUGCAGAUCUUAACCCCACUGAGAAUCUUUGGGAUGGGAUGCAGAAGACGCGGAGGUCUGACUCUCUCACCAUCAAUACAAGAUCUCGGUGAAAAUGUAAUUAAUGCAACUCUGGAGUGAAAUAAACUGUGACACUGUGUAACCGUUUCAAAACGAUGCCACCGCAAAUGCGAGCUGUAAUCAAAGCUAAAGGUGGUCCAAUAAAAUAUUAAAGUGUGUGUCAGGCAGCACAUAUAUUGAAGCACUUCACUGUAACGGGGUCCAGAUGGGGGUAUAUUAUGUGUGAGGGAGGAGCUCGCGUCAACAAAGACCCCAAAAUGUUCACAUGGUGUCGUCACUGAUGGCUAACAGGGACACGCAAUGACAACAUCGCUCUGUACUGUUAAUACUGCUGUACAUCCUGACUCUAUAAACGGCUGAUGUUUGAGUGUGUUAAUGUGUGAGUCCAUCCACAGUAACUGCUGCUCACCGGUGUACAGAUGAGAACGAAGACAUCCUAACAGUUUUAAAUAUGCAUAUAUAGAGCAGCCUCUGUGUAAGCUUGCCUGGAAUUCAUCAAGUCUGUUGCCUUAUAAGUUUUGUACCAAAGAUCUGAUCAUUUUUAAAAAUAUCAUUGGACUGAUUUUAAAUAAGAAAUUGCUGACUGUAUAUAAAUGGCCUUCUUAAAUUAUACACUCUCACAUGUAAAGUUGCAAUAAUGAUCUGGACACUCAUCAAUUGGCUUUGCUUGUUUGGAUUUGUUUGUGCUCAGUACUGUUCACAAUCUGGAGAAGAGUUGUGCGCUGGCUAAAAGGAAUACAACAACUUGUAUUAAUCCAGGAAUAGAUAAAUCUCCAUUUCAUCCUCUUGGCACAUAGCUGUGUGUCUCUUGGCUAAUCUGAUUCUGUGUGGCGCCUCAGUUGUUUUCGACAGCCUGUUAGAGGAUCAUAUCUGCAUCCCAAGAGUCAAACGUGGCAGAUGUUUCUCUUGUGGAAAGCUGUGGAGUGCUGACAACAAAUAAUGUGUCACUGUUUUAACAAUUUUGGGAACUGAGUCACUCCCAGCCUUGUAUAAUGUUGUUUAAUGUGAAUAUUUCUCCAAAUAAUGAUGUCUUUGUCUUAUUGCUGCCUCUGAAAUGACCACUAAAAAACACCCUGUAAAUAAACAUACAGUUAUUGAUCA
Acanthopagrus latus (yellowfin seabream) is the source of this 5198-nucleotide messenger RNA. It is a transcript of the gene arhgap18, whose product is annotated as Rho GTPase activating protein 18. NCBI's taxonomy places the organism in Eukaryota, Metazoa, Chordata, Actinopteri, Spariformes, Sparidae. The transcript is spliced from 19 exons. The record is from RefSeq and is a predicted model, not a curated record. Bases 250 to 2424 code for a protein of 724 amino acids. Gene Ontology annotation, cellular component: cytoplasm. Gene Ontology annotation, molecular function: GTPase activator activity. Gene Ontology annotation, biological process: signal transduction; regulation of small GTPase mediated signal transduction; regulation of actin filament polymerization.